AGUGCUUGUUGGGUUUUUGUUUUUGCUUUUGUUUUUUUUUUUUGUUGUUGUUUUUGGCUUAUUUCUUUGCUACGAACGUGAUGUAAUUUCGGCUCGCGCUGAUAAGCCGCAAGUCAGUUGAACGGCGACUGCUGUGCCAGUAGCAACGCCAAAUUACAAACUUUAAUUUUGAUUUUUGGUUACAUAAAACAAACACACACUAAGACACACACGCACACACACGGUUUCCUGCAUUUCUUUUUGGAGAUUUAUUUUAGGUUGUGACGUCUUCGUCGCUGCUUCUGCUGGCCCGGACCCGGCCGCAUCGUAACACUCGCCUUUCCACAAGCACAAUGAACCAAUGCCAACGCCAGCUAACAACAACAACAGCAACACCUGCCUCAGUUGUUGUUCCCACGAAGAAAUCGCCACAUCUGUUUACUCUCAAAAAGAAGAGCAUGUCGAGCAAGUGUCCAGAGGAUUCAUCGGAUAAGAAGGAUGAGGAGCAUCCCCAGGAGCAUCCUAAGGAGCAUCCCCAGCAUCAUUCCAAAUCGUUGCCCUUGGAGGUUAGACAACGCAUCGAGGAGCGUCAACGACAGGCCUUCGAGUUCUUCUCACAGACCCUGCAAAUCUAUGGCGUGGAGGAGCUCAUCUUUUGCUUUAACGGCGGCAAGGAUUGCACUGUUCUCCUGGAUCUGUUGAUGAGGUAUCUCCGCCAGGAGGGCAUCUCUAGUGGUGACAUUCCCAUGCUGUACAUCAAGUCCGGUGAUUCGUUUGUGGAAAUUGAUGAUUUUGUGGAACGCUGCGUGACCAGCUACCGGGUGAAGUUGGUGGAGUACGAAGGAUCGCUGAAGGAGGCGCUCACCCAUAUGGCGGCGGAUAUGCCGCGGAUCAAGGCGGUGUUUGUGGGCAGCAGGAAUACGGAUCCAUAUUGUGAAAAUCUGGCGCCCAUGCAGCCCACGGACAACGACUGGCCACCGAUGAUGCGUCUGAAUCCGCUCUUGGAGUGGAGCUACCACGACGUCUGGCACUAUAUUCAUCUGAACGAUGUACCCUACUGCAGCCUGUACGAUAAGGGCUAUACCUCCGUGGGCAAUCGCUCCAACACGAUUCCCAAUCCUCAUCUGCGACGUGAUGAUAACUGUGAUUGCAACACCGUCGUCAGCGACUGUGAUUUGGUUGAAACGGUCGGCUAUAGGCCCGCCUGGGAACUGGAGGAUCCCACCCUAGAGCGUGCCGGUCGCCUGCCCAGGAAAUAGUAGAGUGUCUGUGAAAUCUCCUCCAGAAAAAAAAAAAAAAAAAAAAACACUAAUAGAAACCCCCCUGUGCCUGUCGCGUGGCUGUAGCGCAAUUGUUUGUAUAGCUUAAAUUCUAGUUAGUCACAAAUUUUGUAUAUAUACGUACUAAAUAGAAGGUUUUUUAUAAAUAUAACGAUGACUUGAUGGAAAAAAGUGCUUAAAUUCGUGGGAAACCAAGAUGUAAUUUCGUUAUUCCUCACUCUGUACUUAAGUGCGCUUUAAUUUAACUAAAUUAACUGAUAAUUUCAUCAUUCAUAUGUAAAAUUAACGUAUCCCAAAUAUGAAACUAUUGUGGUGUUAUCUAUCGGAAUAUAAAUUCAUUACUGAAA
Molecule: messenger RNA, 1606 nt
Organism: Drosophila kikkawai
Lineage: Eukaryota; Metazoa; Arthropoda; Insecta; Diptera; Drosophilidae
Gene: Flad1
Product: Flavin adenine dinucleotide synthetase 1
Biological process (GO): FAD biosynthetic process
Molecular function (GO): FMN adenylyltransferase activity
Source: RefSeq, a predicted model, not a curated record